Messenger RNA from Caenorhabditis angaria, 2179 nucleotides. Lineage: Eukaryota; Metazoa; Nematoda; Chromadorea; Rhabditida; Rhabditidae. The record is from the annotation of a GenBank genome assembly.
AUGAAUAUUCUAUUGCGAUGUUCACAAUUUCCGACUUCAAGUUUGAGGUUUGUUUUAAUAUUUAUUUUUUCAAAAAAAAAUUCCAUAUAUUUUGCAGGCUCUCACCACAAAUCUUCACAAAUUCAAAACAAAACUUCACCACCAAAGCGCGAAACGUGAAUUUGACGCGGAACAUGAAAAGAGUCGAGCGUCGAAAUGCCGCAUAUCUCCUUCGACAUUCCACGUGGAAAGGUUUGGUGGAAAUCUACGAAAUCGCCAAGCCUCAUAAAAAAUGGAUUUUUAGUGAGUUCCCUUAUUAUUUAUUUUUUUUCCCAAUUCAUAAAAUUUCGGUUUUCAGUGGGCACAAGUUUCAUGAUUUUGAGCAGUGGAAUAUUUUUGAUAAUUCCUCGAAUUCUCGGAAAAUUGAUCGAUCAAUAUGGAAAUGAGAGAACGGCUGAUGCGAAUUCGGAAAUAUCUAUAAAAUUUGCACAUUUCUUCAAAGAACAUCCAAUUGCGCUGAUUGGUUUAUUAGCUGCGGGAGCAGUUGCGACAGCAGCAAAAGUUUAUUGUCUUCAAAUUGCAGGUAUUUUUUUCUCUUUAUUUUUUCCAGAAAAAUUAAAUUUUCAGGUCUUUACAUCGUUGGUGGUUUACGAAAGGCAGUGUAUUCUUCAGUUCUCAAACAAGACAUGGGAUUUUUCGAUAAAAACAUCGUUGGAGAAAUCAGUUCUCGACACGCCGCCGACACAGUAAUUGUAGGCUACAGUGUAUCCACAAGUUUGAAAGAUGGAGUUCGAGCUGUGUUGGUUGGUUUCGGAUCGAUUGCCGCAAUGUUAAUGACAUCACUCGAAUUAUCAACAGUUUCAUUUUUGACCGCUCCAAUUGUUCUCUCGAUUUUCCGAAUGUUUGGAAAAGUUCAACAACAAUGCACGUGGCAAUUGCAAGAAGUUGUGUCUGAAGUGAAUCAAAUGGCUGUUGAAAGAAUGGCACAGGCGAAAACUGUUAGAAUGCUUAGUGCUGAGCAACAAUCAAUUGAUGAAUAUUCGAAGAAAAAUGAACUUGUUGUUGAGAUUUCGAAAACUGAAGCUUUGGCGAAAGGAAGUUUGAUUGGAUCUUUCCAAUUCACCGCGUAUUCGGCUUUCUCCUCGAUUUUAUUUUAUGGUUCACAUUUGGUUAGUGAAGAGAGAAUUACUUAUGGUGAACUUUCUUCAUUCUGUUUGUACGCAGUUAUGGCGGCUGCAAGUUUAUCAAAUAUUUCGGGAUUCUACAAUGAGGUCAUGAAGGUUAGCAACAAAAAAAAUCCAAAAACUAAGUUCAUCAAUUUUCCAUUCAGGGUCUUGGAGCAUCAUCUCGCCUUCUUGAGCUCAAAAAUUCACAACCCGCAAUGACCCUUGAUUCGGGAAUUCAAAAAACUCAACUGGAGAGAGCAAUACAUUUCGAAGAUGUUUCAUUUUCUUAUCCCGGGCGACUCAAGACUUUGCAAAAUUUGACAUUUGAUAUUCCACGUGGAAAAAUCACGGCAAUUAUUGGGCCAAGUGGCGGUGGAAAAUCAUCGAUUGCAAGUCUGAUGUUACGAUUAUACGAUCCAGAUUCUGGUAGAAUUACAGUUGAUGGAAUUGAUAUGAAAGAUAUAAAUCCAACUGCUUGGAGAAGAUCAAUUGGAACUGUUGGACAAGAACCUGUAUUAUUCACCUGUUCAAUUCGAGAUAAUAUUUUGAUGGGAGCUGAACAUCCGAAUCGAAUUAGUCAAAAUGAAUUGGAACAGGCGGCGAUGUUAGCGAAUGCGUUGGAUUUUAUUACAUCGUUUGAGAAUGGUUUCGAUACAAUGGUUGGAGAAAAUGGAUGUAAAUUGAGUGGUGGUCAAAAACAACGAAUUGCAAUUGCUCGAGCAUUGAUUUCAAAACCAAAAAUUCUGAUUUUGGACGAAGCGACAAGUGCUUUAGAUGCUACUUCGGAUUAUUUAGUUAGAAUGACAAUUGAUAACCUUUUGAAGUAUCACGAUUUAACUGUUCUUGUGAUUGCUCAUCGAUUAGCAACUAUGCAACAAGCAGAUCAAGUUGUAUUUGUGAAUCGUGGAAAAAUUGAAGGACAAGGUUCAUUCGAUGAAAUGAUGAAGAUUCAAAGUAGUAUUGUCGAACAAGAAGCGUUGAAGAGAGGAAUCCCAAUUAAUGAACAAAUGAGUCGAGUUAGAACAUCUUUCUAA